Messenger RNA from Talaromyces marneffei, 1494 nucleotides. RefSeq lists its product as uncharacterized. NCBI's taxonomy places the organism in Eukaryota, Fungi, Ascomycota, Eurotiomycetes, Eurotiales, Trichocomaceae. Gene Ontology annotation, molecular function: DNA-binding transcription factor activity, RNA polymerase II-specific. The record is from RefSeq and is a predicted model, not a curated record. The transcript has a single exon. The coding region runs from base 1 to 1494 and encodes 497 amino acids. Gene Ontology annotation, biological process: regulation of transcription by RNA polymerase II.
AUGAAUGCCCCCUUCGGUGCGGGUGACUUCUUACUCCACUACAACACCCAGUACAAACUUCUCAUCUGCGUUGAAUGCAAAUACGCCAUCCAAAACCACGCCGUGGAUAGCCAUCUGCUACGCCACAAAAUCUAUCGCGGGGAGCGGCAGCAAUUGCUAUCUGCAAUCUCUGAAUUAGAGCUUCCGGAACCCGAUGAUGUGCAGUUUCCGUCUGAGCCGUGUGAACCCGUGGAUGGGUUACCAGUUAUCGCUGGGUAUAAAUGUACGGCGACGGGUUGUGGGAGUCUGUAUGCGAGUGUUAAGCGGAUGAGGAGGCAUUGGAGUGAGUAUCAUGGGGUGACUGAUAUGCCGGAGAGUUAUACUUGUGCUGUGAAUAUGCAGACUUUCUUCAGGGGGACGAAGAUUAGGUAUUUCGAGGUGUUGAAGACGUCGUUGCUCGUUAGCAAUGGGAGGAAUUCACAGCAACAACAAAGCUUGGAUUCCGUGACUAUACCAAGACUUUAUGCCCAACCGGUUGAAUCCAGUUCGACUCCAGGAUUAGAUCUAGACUUGGAAAAACUGAGAUACUUUCACCAUUUCAUUACCACGACGAGUCUCACACUCCCCACCGGAAAUCCAAAUGCAACAAAAUUCUGGCAGACGGAUGUUAUAUCACAUGCCCUAAACCUGCGCUGGAUGAUGUUUGGAUUACUUUCUAUCACUGCGAGUCAUUUGGCAGUAAUUUCGGAAGACAGAGAUGUCAAACGUAUACAUCUGGAACGUUCAGUACAAUUUUGUCAAGCGUUCCUGGCUGGAUGGAAUGAGAUGAAGAAUGUCUGUCUCGGUGAGCCUGACGCCUCCAAUGUGAUAGCAAUCGGUGCUCGGAUGGCUUGCAUUCAACGAUUAUGUACCUGGAUGUCUGAUUCCUCUACCCUUGAAUUGAUUUCCAUACAGUCUUUUGUGACGACUCUUCGAGGAUGUGCUAACCAGGACUUCAUACUUGUCUCAACAAUUGGUGACGAUACUCUAAGGGAUAUAGCCAGACAGUCUAUAACUCAUCUCGCAAGUCCCAAUGCUUCAAUACGCACCGACAUCGCCAAAUGCGUCCUUCUAGAACACUUCUCCAACCUCCCCUACCACAUGGCCGGAAAACUAGGCAGACCCAACGGAUCUAUCGACUUUAUGGCCGUAAUGUCUGCCAUCGGCGCACUGAUUGAUUGCUGUCAUCAAGUCUACGAGGCAAAUGAUGUAGAAACCGCCUGGGUGGGAAUGGAGGAGUGGCUGAAGAAAGUCUCGGGUCGAUUUACCGAGCUUUUGGUGACUGAGAAAAGUCCGGCUGCGCUCAUUUUGUUUGCGCAGUGGCUACUUUUGGUCGCGACAGCGGAACGUUUCUGUUGGUUUUCGAGGGGGUUGGCGAUGAAGAUGUUGCGUCUGGUUGUGGGGGAGUUGGAGGAAGAUGGCACUUUUCAGGGCUUCCUCGCGGAGUUGAUGGGUUGGGCUUUGGUGGCUGUAUAA